AUGGCUCUCGCAAAUGCAACUUUUGCAGAAAUACUGGACGAUUUAUCAAGCCGAUUUAUAAUAAACGUACCAGAAGAAGAACUAGCAUCCGUUGAAAGAAUUUGUUUUCAAAUCGAACAAGCACAUUGGUUUUAUGAAGAUUUUCAUUGUCCUUUAUUACAUCAAUGGUCUCACGAGCAUGAAAAGGCUUUUGCUGAUUUUAUGCAGUACAAAAUUAGAGUUCCCGUGUGCGGGGCAAUUAUGUUAAAUGAUACUAUGGAGAAGUGUGUAUUAGUAAAAGGAUGGUCUUCUCGUUCGGGAUGGGGUUUUCCCAAAGGAAAAAUAAAUAAGGAUGAACCUGAUUCUACCUGUGCUGCUAGAGAGGUGAAUAUUAAUUGAAUAUAAAUGUACUUGAUGAAAAAAAUGAAUGAGAGGCAUCAUUUUGUUAACUGUAUAAUAAUAAUU
Messenger RNA from Rhizophagus irregularis DAOM 181602=DAOM 197198, 444 nucleotides. NCBI's taxonomy places the organism in Eukaryota, Fungi, Glomeromycota, Glomeromycetes, Glomerales, Glomeraceae. The record is from RefSeq and is a predicted model, not a curated record.